Molecule: messenger RNA, 699 nt
Organism: Haliaeetus leucocephalus (bald eagle)
Lineage: Eukaryota; Metazoa; Chordata; Aves; Accipitriformes; Accipitridae
Gene: SARS2
Product: seryl-tRNA synthetase 2, mitochondrial
Exons: 9
Biological process (GO): mitochondrial seryl-tRNA aminoacylation
Cellular component (GO): mitochondrion
Molecular function (GO): ATP binding; serine-tRNA ligase activity; tRNA binding
Source: RefSeq, a predicted model, not a curated record
UCGGGGCACCGCUCCUACUACCUGUGCGGGGCCGGCGCGCUGCUGCAGCACGCGCUUGUGCGCUUCGCUAUGGACAAGCUGCUGCCCAAGGGCUUCCUGCCCAUGACUGUCCCCGACCUGCUGCGAGGCGCCGUUUUUGAGGGCUGUGGCAUGCAGCCCAAUGCCAUCCCCUCGCCCGUCUACAACAUUGAUCCCUCCCGCUUUGAGGACCUCUGCCUGGCUGGUACCUCUGAGGUGGGGAUCGCAGGGUACUUCAUGGACCAUGCUGUGCGGCUGGAGGACUUGCCCAUCAGGGUCGUCUGCUCCAGCACCUGCUACCGGACUGAGACCGACACAGGCCGGGAGCCGUGGGGGCUCUACCGUGUCCACCAGUUCACCAAGGUGGAGAUGUUUGGGGUGACGGCGGCAGAGAGCGGGGAUGAGAGCGAGGCGCUGCUGGCUGAAUUCCUGGGUCUGCAGAAGGAAAUCUUCUCCGAGCUGGGAUUACAUUACCGCGUCCUCGACAUGCCUACGCAGGAGCUGGGGCUCCCUGCCUACCGCAAGUUCGAUAUCGAAGCCUGGAUGCCUGGACGGGGCAAAUAUGGGGAGAUCUCCAGCACCUCCAACUGCACCGACUACCAGAGCCGGCGCCUGAACAUCAUGUACAGCGACGGGGCCGGGCAGUUACGGCACGCACACACGUGCCCCAGAUGUGGGUAA